Messenger RNA from Lycium barbarum (goji berry), 2168 nucleotides. RefSeq lists its product as uncharacterized. Gene Ontology annotation, molecular function: double-stranded DNA binding. The transcript is spliced from 3 exons. The record is from RefSeq and is a predicted model, not a curated record. Gene Ontology annotation, biological process: regulation of DNA-templated transcription; chloroplast organization. Lineage: Eukaryota; Viridiplantae; Streptophyta; Magnoliopsida; Solanales; Solanaceae. The coding region runs from base 670 to 1881 and encodes 403 amino acids. Gene Ontology annotation, cellular component: chloroplast.
UAUUUUUCGAAGUCUCUGAUUUCGAACUGACCAUAAAAGAUGUGGUGUAGUGGAUAUGACUGCUCCUCUCUUAAUAGAAGUCUUAGAUUCGAGUUUUGGGUAUGAAUCAAUCCUCGAUAGGAAACGAUUCCCCCAGAUGGGCACUACACGGUGCGAAUCUGAAUUUAGCCAGACUCUAAUGGGGGUACGGGACAGGACACCAGGCCAGAAACAAAAAAAAAAAAAAAAAAGAAGAAAGUCCUAGAAAUGAGAAAGUUCUUAAUUUGCCAUUUAUCUAACCUUCGAGGUAAAAUAGCAGUUCUUAAAAAUCGAAAGGACCUGAAUGCAAAAUUUGAAUAUUUAGUUUUUGUUCGUAAAAUAGACGUGGAAGAAGUGUUAGCAAUUUUUAUUUUUCUUUACAAAAUCUAUGGCUUUGCAGCUCUUGAGGUAGUUUACUCACCUUGUUGGCCACUCUUAUUGGCUAGCUGGCAGUAGAAAAAUUCAGUUUUUCUCUGGGUAGACCAGCAAUGGUCUGAAGUAUCGGCUGACAUGCAGCACUUUGAUUAAGACCAACCAGAGGCUGUUUGAGUUCUGAGUUCUUGUUUUGCAUUGGCUGGCUUAUAAGUUUUGGCCCUUGAGGCACGAUCUUGACAUCGACACAUCUCCUUCACAGGGCUCCCUUAUUUUAAAAUGCUUCGAUCUCUCUAUAAAUGCCAAAGAAACUUGUGUACAAAGAUCAGGAAAACCAGCUUUUUGGUGCAGUUUGUGUCAACUAGCUGUGGCAGCAAUACCCCAGCUGAUGAGAGCAAGUCACUCAUUAAUUUGUGUCACAGGAAGUCACAUGGUUUAUCAAAAGAAGCCAUCAUUAGUGAAGCAAAAGUACUCCAAUUAGAAACUGAUACAUGUUCAAAAGUUUCAGCUGUGAUUGAGUUCUUCCAAAACCAUGGGUUUUCUGCAACCCAAGUGAAGAAAAUAAUUAGACAACGCCCUCAUUUGUUAGCAUCUAGGGUGAACAAAACCCUAAAGCCCAAGUUGAAUUUCUUGCAAUCAAUUGGCUUUUCUGAAGAUGAAUGCAGUAAGAUUAUAAGUUGUCAACCCUGCAUACUUUCCAGAAGCAUAAGGAACCAUCUGGCUCCGUCUUUUGAUUUCCUGAAGACUUUCAUGGGUAGUAAAGUGCGAGCACUUGUCGCCAUCAAACAAUUUCCUCAAAUCCUUGAUUGUAAUGUCUCUCGUUGGAAGCAGACUAAACAGAUAUUGGGCCAAAUUGGUAUUCCUGAUUCUCAAGUGUCAGAGUUUAUUCAAAAAUCUCCUGUUAUCUUGACUACAAAUCCCCAAAAGACGAGUGAGGUUGGCUUGAGGCUGAAGGAAAUGGGGUUUGAUGUUACUUCUCCAGCAUUUAGGACAGCUAUUUGCAGAAUGUCUAGAGUUGGUCAUUCCAAAAUGGAAAGGAAAUUUGAAACAUAUAGAAGUUUGGGCUUUUCAGAUGGCGAGAUCCUUAAUAUAUUCAGACUGCAGCCAAUGUGUUUGUUUUAUAGCGAGGAGCAUGUCAGGGCAAUUGUGGCAUUCUAUGUUGAUAGACUCCAUUUGAGCCCGUCACACUUGUCACAAAGGCCGGUCUUUCUAUUGCGUAGCCUGGAGAGGAGGGUUAUUCCGAGGUGUUCUGUCAUGCAAGUUUUGUGGUCGAGAGGCAUUAUCUCGAAAAUGGGCAAACUAUCUUCAAUUCUAAUGAUUAGUGAAAAGGACUUCUUAGAGAAGUAUGUUACUAAAUAUGAAGCAGAAGUUCCUGAGCUGCUAGCUGCCUACCGUGGCGAACUUAUGUUCGAAGAGUACAGUUUUCAUUUGCGUGAAGUUCGUCAGAUUUCAAUGUCGAAGGGAUCAUCUCCAGAAAGUAAAGCAGCUUAGUAUUUGCACCAUAUGCUGUCCCGUAUCUCUUCAGUUUUCUUGUUUUUUAGCAUCAUUUGCUGUUUCGAAAUGGAUUGCUAUUCCUGCUUCCUUGUUUGCCAUUUGCUGUCAUAGUCUCGGCUUUCUUGUUUUAGCUCAUUAUAAUGUGUUCAUAGAGGUACUAGGAUCCUUUAUUGGUAAUCUUACGAGGGAAAUAAUUCGAACUAUUUUUUUUUUCCCCCAAUGGUACUCAAAUCUUGAUUCUUGACAUAUGCAGAAAUGGUAGAUUUCAAAAGCAUUACCUAAAA